Botrytis cinerea B05.10 is the source of this 985-nucleotide messenger RNA. RefSeq lists its product as hypothetical. Gene Ontology annotation, cellular component: RNA polymerase II transcription regulator complex. Lineage: Eukaryota; Fungi; Ascomycota; Leotiomycetes; Helotiales; Sclerotiniaceae. Gene Ontology annotation, molecular function: transcription cis-regulatory region binding; DNA-binding transcription activator activity, RNA polymerase II-specific. The transcript is spliced from 3 exons. The coding region runs from base 103 to 780 and encodes 225 amino acids. The record is from RefSeq and is a predicted model, not a curated record.
GCAACAUUCAAGUCAGACUCGAACCCCUUUCCAUCUCAUAAACAUACAGUGCUCCCUCCCGGUAUCAUUGCCAUACUUCUCAAUCAAACGACAUACUACGACAUGGCAAGCGGCCACUUCCUUCAUCAUGACGGUUCUACCGAUCCAUAUUCAAUGCACGGAGAUAUGACUUUAUACGACACCUCGAGCGAGUCUUCAGCGAGCUCACCACUCAACAGCAAUACUUUUGAUCAUGUAUAUGGAAACGAUCACGUAUACGGAGGAAACACAUAUAUGGCAUAUCCAUCAUUUCCCAUACAAUACCAACCAAACGGUGUACCGGUGGGGUUGAUACCGGUGGAAUUAGAUAUCGAGGGUAUCUACGAGGACCAUGAUCGACGAAGGAGAAAGGGUGGGAACGAUAAAGUGGUUGCUUCACACGUGCAUUCGCGUCGCCGAGCCCAAAACAGAGCUUCUCAACGAGCUUUCAGGGAUAGGAAAGAGAAACACAUGCGGGAACUCGAGCAACGAUUGGAGGAGCUUGAAGGUCGUCACAGUGAGCUAUCGCGGUCAUAUGAGUCACUGCAAGUGGAGUAUUCGGGCGUCAAGUCGGAAUUGGAACGCAUGCGUAAAGGGAAGCCCAAUCCCGAACGUUCGGUAUCAGGCUUACCGAAAGAUUUCGAGCAGUCUAAUCUCAGGGGCUGGGAUGAAUCCAAGGUGGAAAGUAUGGAUCCGCUGCUAUUCGACGUCUCUGCGUUUUGUUUUGAUCAGGAGGAGAGUGGACCGCAAUCCAAGGAAUAGGUUGUGAUUGUUUCAUUCGGGUGUGAUUUCCGGCGUUGGUGACUAGGAGCAUGGUUGUUGGGUUGUAAAAGACGGAUAAGACUGGCUCUUGGACGGUUUGGAGGCACACUCUGCCAUGAGGAGUUUAUGUUACUAUCCGCAUCUAUCAUAUGCUUCACCUGUAUGUACUUCAUAUACCCAAUGAUAAUAAUGUCUCGCGUUUGCA